UUUUUAGCCCUCUCCCCCCCCCCCCUCCUCCUUGCUGUUGAUACACAUCCUUCUUCACUCUACCACAGUACACAGUACAUUAUUCUCCUCGCUCCAUUCUCCCAGCAUGUGACCAAUGGCCUUCUUUCAUUUCAACAGGAAGCAGAGGCUGCUGCUGAUCGCCUACGCCAUUCUCUUCUUUUUCCUCCUCCUCCUUUGCCGCUUCUGGUCCCUCCGCGACCCGGGCUCCCUCUUCUUCGAAGCCACUGAAGGCUAUCGGCCCAAGUACAGUCUUGCCCGUAUCCAGGAGUCGCUAGACUACCUCACCGUCUACAAUCAAAGUGGCGCCACCUAUCCCUACCCACCGAUCGAAUACCAACCACCUAGAGACAAGGCUGCCUGCGUCGGGAUCGUGACGGUGAAACGACCGCUGCAGCAGAAUCUUGCCACAACCGUUGCUUCGAUCCAGGACACACUCACGCCGGAGCAGCGGCGCGCGCUGAGCAUUCAGGUGCUCUUCGCGCUUAGCGACCCCACCGAGCACCCGGACUACAAUCAAACAUGGCUCUCGACGAUCGUGGACCACGUCAAUACUUAUGAAACGGUAGACGCGCCGCACGUGACGAUCGCCAGCCUCGAGAAAAAGAAGGAUAUAAAGCGCAAGUCGCUGCUGGACUACCGACUGGGCCUACAGGCCUGCUACGAUGGGAGCGACGCCCCUUGGAUCGUCAUGCUGGAGGACGACGUGGUGGCCCAGCGCAAUUGGUACGAGCACACAAUGCAGAGCGUGCGGCGCAUUGAGGAGGCCCGUCAGCACGGCCAGCUGCAGGACUGGUUGUACGUGCGUCUGUUUUACACGGAGAAGUUUCUGGGCUGGAACUCGGAGAGCUGGCCCGUCUACCUCUUCUGGAGCGCCUUGACCGUCGCCAUCGUCGCCUGGGUCGCCCUGGCAGCUCGCCGUCGGAUCCGCGCCGCACAGCCCGUUCUCACCAACCCCUUCCUGCUGGUCCUCUGCUUCCUCUGUGUGCCGGCUUUGAUCGGUCUCUUCUUCAUGACCGGCCGAGUCACCUGGUUUCCCAUGGAGCCCGGCGUGCACGUCAUGAACUCGCACGGCUGCUGCUCACAGGCCCUGCUCUACAACCGCGCUCACGUGCCGGAACUCCUCCGCUUUCUGGCCGAGCGCGAAGACAAGACCCCUACCAAGGCCGUCGAUACCGUCAUCGAGAUGUUGGCGGGCAAGGAAGGCCUGGAACGGCUGGCCAUCUCUCCGUCGCAGAUGCAGCACGUCGGAGCGGCCUCUUACAAGGAAAAGAAGAAGAAAUGGGAGUGGGAGGGGCCGUAUCGCAUCAAGGGAGCCCAUGGGGUGUGGAGUAUGGGCUUCGAAACUGCAUAUACUCAACAAGGGUCGUACCGAUGGUUUGACAUGUGAAAAGAUCAACCACGUCCUCCAAACAAUUAUGACAUUUCUGCAGCUCUGUGGUGAGCAGGAGGUAGAAUUUGAAGGUUUCUCCGGAGAUGCAUUCGCUCCAUACUUAAUGAUACAUGUGGGAUGACUUUGUUUUCGCAUUUCACUGCGAAUGUUAAUGUGGAUUAGGACUUUGUGUAUAUGAUAUGGUAUAGUUCUACGGGGUCUAAUUAUGUUAAAGAGUAGUUUUUCUAGAUAGAGUACAAGAUGGUUGUUUAU
This is a messenger RNA of Aspergillus saccharolyticus JOP 1030-1, 1663 nucleotides long. RefSeq lists its product as uncharacterized. The transcript has a single exon. The coding region runs from base 116 to 1408 and encodes 430 amino acids. Gene Ontology annotation, cellular component: Golgi membrane. Gene Ontology annotation, molecular function: glycosyltransferase activity. The record is from RefSeq and is a predicted model, not a curated record. Gene Ontology annotation, biological process: GPI anchor biosynthetic process. Lineage: Eukaryota; Fungi; Ascomycota; Eurotiomycetes; Eurotiales; Aspergillaceae.